ACGCGUGUUGCGCCUCAGUGGCUAGCAACAGUUUGAGAGCUUGGAGAAGAAAGAAAAGCGAAACUUAAUGAGAUAAGUGCUUAGUUCGCAACACUCCGCAUUUACGCGUGUUUUCUUUCAUUGAUAUCUGAUAUGACUUUCCCAACUCGCUUUUCAAAAGCAAUAAGACAAGUGGCGAGAUCAUCUCGUAUAGUGGAGUUUGUGGACCCAAAACGUUUGCAAAAGGUAAAAUGAGACGACGAGUUGCUGAAGCUCAGUUUUCACGCGGAACAGCCUUAAAUCAGUGCACGAGUCUGGGCCUCAUCUGGUUAAUCUGUCUUUUACCUCAAGGUGUUUUUGAGAAAAAGCGGUGCACAGACUAAGCCUUUGGUAUCGUUGUGACGUUGCAUCCAGAUACCUGAGAGCCAUCCUAACACGUGCACACAUCCCAUCCACCAAGCCCAGCGCAGCACCCUUCUCGUCCCCCACCCCUGCGCUAUGAGCAGAGGUAGAGGAGGGUUUCACAAAGAUUGUCAGCGAUUCUCCCUCCCUCCCCAACAGGGAAAGCCUCAGUUUUGUUCUCACACAACCACCGGUCACCCACGGGGUCCUCGUGUCCCAAGCCCCAUAUCUGGAAGCUAUCUGCACCCUUCCCUUAACUCCAAUUACCCAGGUGCUCCUGGCGAGCCUUCACGUGGUCGUCCUUUUCCCCCUAGUCCCUAUGAUCCCCCCCUGUGGUCAUCCCCCCAGCAUGGCAGUGAUCAGAUCUCCGACUUAAAUGGUGUAAGCUUCCGACAACGCCAGGUACAGUUCCUCAAGGGACAGAGUUUACAGGCUCCACUGUUCAAACCACCCCAGCAACGAGGGGUCCAAAACUCUGGCCGAGAGGAAGAGGUCUUUACUGGGCCUAUCCAGUACCAGGCAGGUUAUCGUGACUUCAAAACAAGUGGUAGCAGUUUUGAAAGAAGAGACGGCUACGGCAGAGGCCGAGGAAACUGGCAAAGGGAGCAGAACUUCGGAAAUAUACCUGGACUUAAGAGAAAGUCACACUGGAAUCACCAUCUCCAGAAGGGACAAUAUUAUCCUAAUCAAUACAAUAAGCACUACUGGAAUACAAAGGCAGAUGAUUUGUCCUUGGGCCUUCAUAGUCUGAGUUUGGGUGACCGGAUAACAAGGGUGGGCAACUCUGACACUUCAUCCUGCAGUAGCCUUGCCAACAAGGUUUCCAAUUCUCCUGGCCCGGUCAGAGAGUCUCUGUAUUUGACCCCUGGGAUCCAGCAACAGGUCUUCACUUUUUUGACGUCACUCGGGCCAGACGAGACUGUUCAGGCCAGGGUAUUGGGUAAAAAGCUUGGCCUACCCAAGACAGUUGUUAAUAAGGCUUUGUAUGCCCUCUUAAGGACAAACCAAACAGUGAAAGAAGGUGAGAUUCCUCCUCUGUGGAGACUUCGCAAGGAAGGGGACGGUGAGCCCACCAAAGAGAGAGACCAAACGCAGUCAAAAAGGCUAGGUCAGACGUCAUCCAUAAACCAAGAGGUUAGAGGGGAUCUCACCAGCACCAGUGCUCCCUCUGCAUCACAGACCCUCGUUGAGGCUGACAGCGGUUCCACUGACCAGUCGGAGGACUCUGAAGUUGAAGAUACCUAUAAAACAUUACUUCCUGACCAGGAUCAAAAGACUCUUUUACCUUCUGUGCAGUCAGUAAUCAUGUCAACAAUGGCUGAUUCUAAAGAUUGCAAAGAGAGGAUCCUACAGUACCUCUAUGAAUCAGGUACAGGCAGUGCGCUUGUGAUUGCCAAGAACCUUGGCCUGCGAAGUGCCAAGCAGGUUAAUCCCACACUCUAUGCCAUGGAGAAACAAGGAGAAGUAAGGCGCAACACUGAAGUUACACCACCUACCUGGUCACUUAGUGCACACCGGCAGGAAAAGAUGGAUCGCCAAAGAAAAGUUGCUGCGACUGCAAAACAUGAUGUAAACAGCGCAGAGAUGUUGAAAUGUGCAAGUGAAGGGAUUAAAAAUGUGGAUUAUGGAUUUGAGUUUUCCGGUGGUGCUGCAGCAGAGUCGAUGGAUGGGGCUGAAAAUCCAUUGGAUAAUAUUUUAGACAACAACACAUUUGAUAACACUGAGCUUGACAUGCCUGGCCUUGAGCCAAUGCCACCCAACCCCAGUGAACCAUCCUCCUCCACCUUCCACUACCUCCAACCUCCUCCCCGUCAGUUCUCCAACUAUCAGGAUAAGACCAGUAAUGGAGGAGAACGUUCACAAUUGGCAUCUGAUGAUAUUCCAAAAUUCCUAAACAUGAUUCGCUCUGAGGUUGCUGUUUCAUUGGCUGCUCCCCCUCCCCCAGCCCAAAGCCUGGAUUCAAGCAGAUUGGAGAAACUGAAAGAGGCCCACAGUAAGAACCCAGUUAGUGGACUGAUGGAGUUUGCUCAGCAUCUUGGACAAACUUGUGAAUUCCUGCUUCUGAACCAAUCUGGACCCUCACAUGACCCCAGCUUUCGGAUGCAGGUCAUGUUAGAUGGGCGUAGGUUUCCACCGGCUGAGGGUCCAAACAAAAAAGUGGCCAAAAAGGACGCUGCAGCCACAACCCUGAAGAUUCUUUUGAGGGAGUUGGAGAGAGCAGGUGGUGACGAAGAGGAAGAACCCAGCAUUGAGGGAGUUGAGUCAACCACUGACCUGGCAGAUGAUUUUAUAGGUGGUACAGAUAUUCCUCCCCAGGCUCUGUCUCGCUCUCUACCCGGAGGAAAGAAUCCCGUAUCUGUCCUGAUGGAGCACAGCCAGCGCAGUGGGCAUGCCAUCCAGUUUAUCAAGAUAGGACAGGAAGGGCCACCCCAUGAUCUACGGUUUAUGUUCCGUGUAAAGGUUGGGGAACGUCUCUUCAAAGAAGCUUCAGCACCCAGUAAGAAAGCAGCGAGGCAGCUGGCAGCGGAGGAGGCCGUGAAAGAGCUGAUGGGAGAUGGACUACUACAUCUUAACAAGCCUCCAGGUACUUUCUGCCCUCUGGGAGACAAUGAUUCUCAGCCAGCGAUUCCUGCGUGCCCCUCGCUACCCCCUUUGACGGCAGCUGAGCUCCGGGCGGCCCACGAAGCAGGUGUGGGUGACCUUAUCAACCACCUGAACAACAAUGCUGUGUCUGGCCUGCUCGAGUACGCCCGUGCUCGAGGCUUCGCUGCUGAGAUCCGCCUGGUGGGCCAGUCCGGACCCUCGCACGAGCCCAAGUUUACAUACCAGGCUAAACUGGGAGGACGGUGGUUUCCUGCAGUGUGUACGAGUAAUAAAAAGCAGGGGAAGCAGGAGGCAGCAGACGCUGCUCUUCGAGUGCUUAUUGGAGAAGCAGAGAAAGCCGCACGUACUGGAGAGCUCACGCCAGAGCUGCCAAUAUCGGGCAGUACGAUGCAUGAUCAGAUCGCCAUGCUAAGCCAUCAGCGCUUUAAUGCACUCACAGCACGCAUCCAGCACAGCCUUCUGGGUAGGAAGAUUCUUGCUACCAUCGUGAUGAGGAAAGGAUCAGAUACUCUUGGAACAGUUGUCAGCCUUGGGACCGGAAACCGCUGUGUUAAAGGAGAGGAGCUUAGUCUUCGAGGGGACACCGUUAAUGACUGCCACGCAGAAAUCAUCUCCAGGAGAGGCUUUAUCCGGUUUUUGUACUGUGAGCUGAUGAAGCAUUGGGAAAGCCCUGGUGAUGAGAGUGUUUUUGAGGAGGCAGACGAUGGGAAGCUGAAGAUCAAACCUGACAUCACCUUUCAUCUGUAUAUUAGCACUGCUCCAUGUGGUGAUGGUGCUCUGUUCGAUAAGUCGUCCAGCGAGAUCGCUGAAUUAAAUUGCUCUCAGCACAUGCCUCUCUUCGAGAACGUAAAACAAGGAAAGCUCAGAACCAAGGUGGAGAAUGGUGAAGGCACCAUUCCAGUAGAGUCCAGUGAUAUUGUGCCCACCUGGGAUGGCAUUCAGCACGGUGAGCGCCUGAGGACCAUGAGCUGCAGCGACAAGAUCCUGCGCUGGAACGUGCUCGGUCUACAGGGGGCGCUCCUUAGCCACUUCAUCCACCCUGUCUAUUUGAGCUCCAUCACUCUGGGGUACCUCUACAGUCAUGGUCACCUGACUCGAGCGGUCUGCUGCCGUUUGGCCAGAAACGGGGAUGUGUUCAAAAAGAGUUUACCAGCAAACUUUACUCUCAACCACCCUGAGGUGGGCAGGGUGAGUGUGUAUGACUCAACACGCCACACAAAUAAGACCAAAGAGUCCAGCGUUAACUGGAGUCAUCCGGACCAGUUUACCGUUGAGGUGCUGAAUGGCACCAAGGGCAAAGUGGAAAGUCCCAAGAUGGAGGUAUCGCGGGUUUCCAAGUCCAAUCUGUUCCGUCUCUUCCGCACUUUGUGCCAGCGUGCAGGCCGAGCCGAUCUGUUGGCAUUAACGUCCUACGCCUACGCUAAGAAGGCCGCCACUUCAUUCCAGGAUGCCAAGAGGCUGUUCUUCCUGGCACUGAGCCAACAUGGAUAUGGCGCCUGGAUCGGGAAGCCCUUGGAAGAAAAAAGUUUCGAGGGAGAAGCCAGAAGCGCUGAUCUAAGUGGAGGAAGCGGGGACGGACAGGCGCCGGGCCCUCCAGGUUGCGCUGUUGACCCCAAUAGCUGCAUGAGCUCAAAUAACGACAACUUUAACUCUGCAGCACAGGGCUUUUAGGGAUAGAGAGAGAUGAUGAGAGAAGAAAUGAAGGGAGUGGAGGAGUGGCCGGCGGCAAAGAGAGAAAGAAUUGAGGAAGUUUGUCUUGUAGCUGUAUCUUGUCCUGUGGCUUUGGGAUUUGAACUUUAACCAUCAUGACAAAGCAGAAACAGAUGCUGCCAUGGCAACAGAGCUGUAAACCCAAGGCAAAUUGUACUUGAUGAGACACGAAGUAAAGAUUUUGGAGAUUUUAGAAAGCUACAACUAAAGGGUUGCAUUUGUUGUAGUGGGUGUCCCGCUUUCAUUUUUCCCACUUGCUACCAUCACAAUACUGUGUUAUGUGAAUGCGUAGCCACAUUUCUGUAGGGUAAUCCAGUUUUUUUUUUUUUUUUCUUUUUCUACCAUUGUGUUUUUGGUUCAUAUGAUACAUUUAGGUAUUUUUUACUCAAUUAAAAAGAUUGACAGCUGAUGCUAGUCAGGUCACGUAGAGACAUUCAGUUAGGCUGGAAUGGAUCCUUUGUGACUUUUAAAGUGGUUUAAGGGUUAGUUUACUCAGAAACUGAAAAUUGUCAUAAUUUAUUCACCCUCACGUUGUUCCAUACCUGCAUUGUUUUUUUCCCCAUUCUGUGGAACAUAAAAGAAGAUAUUUUGAGAAAUGUCUGUGGUGUUUUUGUAUGUAGAGUAGAAGUCAAUCACCAAAAUGGUUUGGUUACCAACAUUAUAAAAAUAUAUUUUGUGUUCUUCAGAUUUGAACAAACGUAUAAAGGUUUAGAAUGACAUGAGGGUUAGUGAAUGAUGAUAGAGUUAGAAUUUUUGGGUGAGCUGUCACCAAGUUGAUCAUCAUAUACGAAUUUGUAAUUUAUCCAGUUUUAUUUUUUAUUCCUGUAAAUUCUCUGUUCACUUCAGUUCUGCAGUUCUUCAUGAAAUGAAGUUCCACAUACCAAACUUGGACUAGACUGCUUGAAAUGUAUACAUAAUGUACCUACAGAUACAUAUGCACACAGGUGUAUAUAUAAGGUCUGUGGAACGAGUUUAUAUAUAUGCGUGUGUUUAUGUAUGUGCAUAUAUUGUGUGUAUAUAUUUUGUAAUAAUUCUUAAAUCAUAUUAUUUUCUACCUAUACAUUUUUAGGAUGCCUUUUUAUAUAAUAUAUGUAUGUUUUGUUUUGACUGCUGUUUAUGUGUGGUGUUUAGGAUGCUCCUGAUAGAUAUUGCAUGCAGCCAAACAGUCUUCAUUCUGAUUCGUGAGAGCUAUAGCCGCUGAAGAACAGCACAAACCAAUCAUAUGCAUAUUUGUGUGCGUUUGCAUGCACACAUCUUGAACUGUUUCUUGGAAUAUUAUUUGCACUGCUUAUGUUUAAUGUGUUCAAACACUGUCAAUUGAUGCACUGCUUCAAGGCUAAAGCAAUAUUAACAUUUUCUUUCCUUUCAGCAAAUGUGAUUCUGUAUGCCUCGAACAUUUGUCAUCAAAUCAUUGAAGCCUGCUCAACCGUUCUUUUAAGAUGAGCUCUGUUCUUUUAAAAGUAAAGAAUAUUUUCUUUCCAUGUGCUGCAGAUGAAUAUCUUAUUUUCACAGCAAAUUCUGAACUCGCUCUGUUUACAGUGUAACUCUAAUGUAUUUUCCAUUAAAGUUGAAAUUGAAUA
This is a messenger RNA of Carassius carassius (crucian carp), 6275 nucleotides long. Its product is annotated as double-stranded RNA-specific adenosine deaminase-like. Gene Ontology annotation, molecular function: double-stranded RNA binding; tRNA-specific adenosine deaminase activity; double-stranded RNA adenosine deaminase activity. The coding region runs from base 478 to 4656 and encodes 1392 amino acids. The transcript is spliced from 15 exons. Gene Ontology annotation, cellular component: nucleolus; cytoplasm. Gene Ontology annotation, biological process: RNA processing; adenosine to inosine editing. NCBI's taxonomy places the organism in Eukaryota, Metazoa, Chordata, Actinopteri, Cypriniformes, Cyprinidae. The record is from RefSeq and is a predicted model, not a curated record.